AGCAUGAUGGUCGUCCAUGGCGGCUCGGAGAUGGACGCGUUGCUUAGGCGGCAGCAGGAGCUCGUGAUUCAGCUCCGAGCGCUCGUCCUUCCGGCGCUUCGAGACGCCGACAGCAGGUCAGCCGACCUCGCCGUUGACCUCUUCGAUGACAUGAUCGACUGCAUCACCGGCGUUAUCUCUAGGCUCCAGAGCAUCACUACUGCAGGCGGUGAACCAGCGGUGGCCUUCAUCCUCGGCAACAAUAUCUCCAACGGCGCCGACGAGGGACAAGAGAAGAAGCCCGUGAUCAGCAACGCUGGUCAGAAGAGAAGGAGGAACAACGAAAAGCGAUCAAGAUCACUUGUGACAAUUGUUCCACAUUAUGAUGGCCGUCAUUGGAGAAAAUAUGGGCAGAAGAACAUCAAAGGGAGGCAACAUGCUAGGUAUCUAUACUUCUCCUAA
Messenger RNA from Triticum aestivum (bread wheat), 441 nucleotides. RefSeq lists its product as uncharacterized. The transcript is spliced from 2 exons. The record is from RefSeq and is a predicted model, not a curated record. Gene Ontology annotation, biological process: regulation of DNA-templated transcription. Bases 4 to 441 code for a protein of 145 amino acids. NCBI's taxonomy places the organism in Eukaryota, Viridiplantae, Streptophyta, Magnoliopsida, Poales, Poaceae. Gene Ontology annotation, molecular function: DNA-binding transcription factor activity; sequence-specific DNA binding.